Molecule: messenger RNA, 5886 nt
Organism: Polistes dominula (European paper wasp)
Lineage: Eukaryota; Metazoa; Arthropoda; Insecta; Hymenoptera; Vespidae
Gene: lilli
Product: AF4/FMR2 family member lilliputian
Biological process (GO): regulation of gene expression
Cellular component (GO): super elongation complex; nucleus
Source: RefSeq, a predicted model, not a curated record
ACAUAUGUAUUAAGAAGAAACAAAAUGGAUUACUGAUAUUCGAGGGGGACAUGCAAAAAAGAGAACAGAUGCAUGCAAUAUCGUGCGUCAGCAGAUCUUCUCAAAAAUCAUCGCUACGCUUCUUAUUUACUUUAUAUCGAUGAAACGACACUCGAAGAUUUGAUUAGUCUUUAACGUUUGCGGAGCGAGAACGGUGCCACCAACGUGAACGGAGUAUUGGGAUCUACGAAGCGGCAAUCCGGUGAUUACCUCGUUCCAGAAAAGAACAAAAUAAUUUGGUUUUAAAUCGUGAAAGUGAUCGAGCAUCUAGAACGGACCUUGUGGUAUGUAUAAGAAAUAAAGAAAGAAAAAAGAAAGAAGAAGGAGAAGAAGAAGAAGAAGAAGACUUGUACAUAUAUCUUCCUCGUACGCCGAAAGUUGUGUUCUGCUUCUAACUAAGUGAUUAUUAUAACUUGAAUUAAGUGAGUGUGGUGAAUGAUUACUCUAAACGAGCUAACUGCUCCCUUUUUUUGUGUGUUCCUAUAUACAAUGUUUGAUGACAAUAAUUAAAUAAUAUAACAACAACAACAACAACAACAAUCAAACUAUGAUAGACUUUAUAGCCAAUAAUGGUGUACUUGUGACGUCAGAGACAAGAAAAGUAUAAAUAAUCGUCGUGUUUAAAAGCAGCAACGGGCAACAAGUUAGACGAAGUAUCAAAUAGUGUUUAUAAGAGGAAGGAACAAAAAUUGAACAAGGAUCAAUUGGAUUUGUUUCGGUAAUAAGUUGAUAUCCCCUCCCCCUCCCAACCCCCAUCCCCCUUCCCUCACCCAGUUGUGACUUUUUGACGAGGACGAAGCGGACUAAAAGCAUCAUCGUCGUCUUUUAGGACAUACGCGGCCCGUUUCGAUUAAUUUGGCGACGAUGCGUCGUCGCGGAUACGUUCGAACGUCCUCCUCCUCCUCCUUCUUAUCCUCCUYAUUGUCGUCGUCGUCGUCGUCGUUGUCGUUGUCGUUAUCGUCGUUGCUGCUGCUGUUGUUGCUGCUGCGGUGAAUGGAAAGCUAGGCUAACGGAUCACGCGACACAGUGAUGCAGUGCCGUAGUGUCAGUGUCGAGUGCCACGUGCCCGUACCUUGGAUUACUUGAAAAUGACUUCGUCCGGCGGAUAUUAUGACGACAGGAAUCCUUUGCUCAAGGGCACCUUAUCGAGCCUGGACCGAGAAAGGCUCCGUGAGAGGGACAGACAACAACGCCUUGCAAUGUCUAUACAAACAGAGCAGGGAAAUGUCGGUCCUGUUAGAGGAACCCAGGAUAGGCAUUAUCGUCUACACACACACUCGCAUAGCAGUAACGUAGCAGAAACGCUGUUUCGUGCACCUGUCAUGGUAACUCCAGACAAUUCCGAUCGCACGACACAGCAGAUCCAGUCCAAGUUGGGCAAUUACCACUUGGUCAAACACCUGCUGGAUGAGCCCAAACGAUUGAUCGGAAUCGAGGGUGUCCCUGCCAGUCCAGCACCAUCACAGCCAGGGACAUCCUCGCAAAGAUCGAGCAGCAGCUCGAUGGGCUCAUCAUCGAGACCUUUACAACCGCCACCCCAAGAAUUCAAGAGACCGGGUGGCUCAAAGGUGAAUUCGAAUACAAUUAUAUCUUCAAAUUUACUCCCGAUCAAUUGUCCUUCAUCAGUCUCAAUUCCUUCUACUUCCGCUUCGAAUUCAACUUAUUCUACUUCCCACCAGAGAAGUGGUUUUGUUAAACCAUCUUCUAUUGAUAUUGGUAAUAAAGGGUCGUACGGGGCCCGUACAAAUUAUUCUCUACAACCCAUCCAACUUCCAUCCAAUAAAGACUACCCCAAUGUUACAUUGACACCCAACAGAGGUCAGUCAACAAAUUCACCUGGAAGUGGUGCAACGAGCAGCAUCUCAACCAAUCGCUUGUACUCGGCAGCAACCAGGCUUCCAAGACUACCUCUUGAAAACGGUCCGAUGUCGAUGCGCUCUGUAGUUAACAACGAAAAUGCCUCGGUUGUGGAGAAUAUAUUGAAGGAAAUGACAAAUCCACCAACGCCGCUUACUGCUAUCGCUCAAACACCAAGAAAAGAAUCUGAGCCGAAAUUUACAUUUAAUUCAUCGGAAGGAAGAUUGAGAAGUAUUGAUAACGUGCCUCCAAUAGGGUCUUCGAGUAUAGAGGGAAGAGAAAACAGAAGACCCAACAGCAACAACAACAACAACAACAACACAUUUCCAGCAGAUCUAGAACUGGACUUAAGAUUAUCCGAAGAAAGCGACGAUGAAACGACAACUAGGGAGACACCGGCAAGACCUAUCAGAGGAAAUAGGAGUCCGCAUCUACCCUUAAGAUAUCAUUCAUCUUGCAGUUUAACAACACCAUCGUUGCCAAGUAUGGUACCGGGACCUACACCAACAGAAUUGUCACCAAUACCGAUGUCACCUGUCGGUGCAUUAUCACCCACGAGGCCAUUGAAUUUGCCUCGACCAACAUCAUCGCCGAUGAAGAAAAAGUCACCGGAAAAAUUGCCUACGCCACCCCCGAUAAGUCCAAUACCAUCGAAAGAUUCACCUAAUCUAAAUCAUAGACCACCCAGUCCACCCGGUCAAGCACCUCCAAGUUCACCCAGUGGUAGCUCGAGUUCGGAUUCAGGGUCUGAUUCCGGUAGUGAAUCUUCCGAUGAUUCGGAAGAUGAAAUGAACCAACCUUCAAACGGCAAGGGGCCUUCAACACCACCACCCAUCUCUCCUAAACCUACAGAAUUAAAUCAACCUGAACCUCCCGAGGUAUUACAGGAAACGAAAAAGAGAUGGAAUCUUAGCAAUUUUUAUAAGAUUACUGUACCAAACAAUGAAAAGGAUGAAACAAAAACGGCUCAGGGUGGAGCAAGGUUGGAACAGACAACGCUUCAAACGUCCGAAACUCAAGAAAAAAGUCAAGAAUGGCAAUUGGACGAUGCAUUGAAGCAUAUGCACAAUACAAAUAUGAUGCAUAUGCUUAGUGACACUAGUCAUAUGUCGGAUAAAAAUCAAACUGGAGAAGAGCAUCGUUAUGAGGUAGAGAAACCUAAAAUGACGGAUACGAAAAAACGUGGUCGACCAAGGAAAUCGACCAAAAGUCCAAAGGGUGAUCAAAGAACACCCGAAUUUAACAAAAGUACCAAGUCAUGCAAUAGAAUACGAUCAAAUCCUAAAAAGAAGAGAUCCAUUUCGAAGGCAAUCGUUGAAACGAGUGAUGAUGAUAGUGAUGAAAUAUCGCGGGAUAAUUCGAGUGAUUCGGAUAGUGAUAGGACAGCACCAACUCCGAUCACACCUGCAAUGACAAGUAUUGGCGAUAAACGAAAAUCGAGGCUUAGCAUAUCAUCGAGUGAAGACGAGAGUCCUCCCAAUGGAAAGAAUAGCGCAUCCGAGAGCGAAUCAGCACGUUGGAGGAGAACUGCCAUGAAACAACGUACCAAACUUGCAGACUCUCCGAAAAAACUGGAUAAGAAGAAAAAUCCAAGUAAGGGUAAACCAAGAAGGCCCAGAUCAAGAAUUACCAGCAUUAAUGCUGGUUCCGAUUCAGACAGCGAGUCUGACGUCACUAUGAGAAAUCGCAUACAAGUGACUAGGGUUCAAUCCAGAUCAAGAAUAAUACCACCACCAAGAACAAGUUCUCUGGAAAAUUCUGAUAGCGAUAAUAGUCCAACUCCUAAAUUGCAAGAAGAUGAUGCUGGUAACGUCCAGGAUAAAAAGAAGAGUGACACCUUGCGAAAAUUGUUUUCGAUAUCUAAAGGUGGCGCGAAAGGUGGUGGUAAAGGUGGAAAAGGUGGUGCGAAAGGUGGCAAGGGUGGGGGAAAGUGUGGUAUUUAUGUUCAGGAGUAUACGGCAUCGGCUAAUACGCCGACGAACGGUAGUGAAAGUCCGUACAGAAGGCCAACAUCGCAAUCUUCGAACAAUGUAAUGAUGCCUCCGUUGACUUAUAAGAACGGCAUGCCGAGUCUAAUGUGCAGGAUCGAUCUUAAUAGAAUAGCUCAUAUAUCGUCGAGAGGACAGGAAUUCAGGCAACAUACAGAACUUCCGGAUACCAGGCCAUCCUGUGGGCCAUCUUCUAGGCCACCUUCUAGACCACCUUCUAGGCCAUCUUCUAGGCCAUCUUCAAGGCCAUCUUCGAGACAAUCUUCAAGCCUACAUGCUCUAUUAUCAAGACCAGAUACUCCAGAGGAAGGGGAAUUAAUCGAUGCCUCGCCUGCCAGGCAACGUUCUUCCGACGGUGGUAGGAUUCGUGGUGUUGAUAGUACCGGUGUUGUGGAUAAGUGCGACAAGAAGAGUCGUUCGAACUUAACGAAAAAAUCCUCAUCCCAGCCAUCAAGUUCAAAAAACUUAAAUGGUAGUGGCACUCGCAGUGCUGGAAAUAAUGUUGUCAGUGCUGGUAACUCUAGUGCCACUAAUACGUCUAAAAGAAAACGUAAUACGAGCAGUAGCUCGGGGUCUAGUUUAAGUGCUACAUGUUCCACGGAUGUUAAGUCCAAACCCGGCAGUUCUGAGCCCAAAGAAAAAAGGAGGAAGCUCGAAUCGGAAUCAACCACGUCUAGGCCUUCUUCAAGUAAGGUGAACGAAAACCUACCACCAACUAAUCACGAGCGGGAAGAAAGGACUGAUGCGACUUUAUUACCACCCCCACCCCCACCACAACGUACCUAUUAUUCGUAUUUUAUCGACCCGCUUAACGACGUUUCUGAAGAUCAUGACAGGGACCAGAAUCAGUACCUGACAGAAGCAAAACGGUUGAAGCACAGUGCCGAUGAAGAGAUCGAACUUACAGCACAAGGAAUGUUGUACUUGGAAGCCGUUUUAUAUUUCUUACUUACUGGCAACGCCAUGGAGUCUGAUCCUCUUACGGAACGAGCGUCGUUCACCAUGUACAGAGAUACCCUCAGCCUCAUAAAAUAUAUCUCAUCAAAGUUUAAGAGCCAACAAAAUAACUCGCCAGAGAGCGGUAUAAAUAACAAGUUAGCUGUCCUGAGUCUUUGGUGCCAGUCACUUUUAUAUUUGAAAAUGUUCCAAAUGCUCAAAAUGGAUGUUAAAGAGUAUCAGAAGAUUCUUAAUGAAUAUCAUCAAAAACCCGCUCAAGCAACGCCAGUGCUACAGGAAGGUCAAGGUACACCUUCUUUGUCUCCGACACCAUCUCCCGCUGGUUCCGUUGGCAGCCAAAGUUCGGGUUAUAGUAGUGGAGAAUUAGCAGCUAAUAGAGCAGCUGCUGCACCUCCGCCUCCUCCGCCAGCACCACCCUGCGUUAGCGUUCCUCUUCACGUCCAUAAUGCCAUGAUAAAACAAAAUUAUUAUUUUAGUUUGUUGCUUACCUGUCACGAUCUUUGGGAACAAGCUAACGCUUUAGUAACGGAUGAUCAUAAAGAGUUUUUUAUCGAGCUGGACGAGAGGAUGGGACCCCUCACAUUGAACAGCUCCCUCUGCGAUCUGGUGCGUUACGUAAAAGCCGGAAUAAAGAAGCUACGUGCUCUCUGACCACAAUGGCACAGCCCCCGACCACCCACCCCCAAUUAUAUUACCUCGCUACCACAAAACAUUGCAACUUAUCCAACGAUGUUCACGUAAAUCUUGCGUGAUCGCUCGCUUAUACGACACUUGGGCACACAAUUUCGUCGUAAGCGCAACCUCCCAUCGAUUAUGAACUUUGGAAAAAAAGAAAAAUAAUUGUUUUCUUUAGCGAGGAGGAGGAGGAGGAGGAGGAGGAGGAGGAGGACUCUAUUAGUGGAAUAAUAAUCCAAUGGAUUGUUUUUGUAGAAAAAGAAAAUUGCGGGGGAUAAGGGAAAAUUAUCAUAAAAAAGAACAACAAACAAAGGAAAUUUAAUAAUUGGUCACGGGGUGCGAAGGAAAGAAGUUAGUAGAAGAAAAAAAA